Messenger RNA from Coffea eugenioides, 1643 nucleotides. RefSeq names its product putative UPF0481 protein At3g02645. NCBI's taxonomy places the organism in Eukaryota, Viridiplantae, Streptophyta, Magnoliopsida, Gentianales, Rubiaceae. The transcript has 2 exons. The coding region runs from base 227 to 1498 and encodes 423 amino acids. The record is from RefSeq and is a predicted model, not a curated record.
UCAAAACACAGCAAUUCCUCGCAAGACCAACAAAAAAGAAAAGAGCUGUUUUAUCUCUGAGAACUUUCUUUGUUGAUAUAAAAAUCAACUCAAGCUCCUGCAACUUCAUUGCUGAAUUCAGAAAAGAAGAAGGAAUCGCUCCUCCAGUUUAUAAUCGAAGAUCCCCUUCUUAUUUGCAACCAUCCGACAGCAAUUUUUCCUCUUGUUUAUACGUACUCAACAAGAGAUGUCUAGAACUGAUCAAAAUCUUUCUGACCUAUUGGAUACAUCGGAGAAGCCAUCGAUCUUCAAAGUCCAUGGUCAACUACGAAGUGAAAAUGAAGAGGCAUACGAGCCACGAGUGGUUUCCAUCGGACCUUAUCACCGCGGUAAGCCUAAACUGAAAGAGAUGGAGAAGCAUAAGCGAAGGUACUUCAAUGAGCUUCUUCGUCGUACAGGUGAGAGUGCUGAGGAAUACAUCAUAGCUUUGGCUGAUCUUCAAGAUCAAGCUCGAAGGUGUUACGCAGAAGAAAUCAAUCUUAGUGAAGAUGAUUUUGUUUACAUGAUAUGCCUUGAUGGCUGCUUUGUCAUCGAGUUCUUGAGGAAAAGGACAAGUCGAGGAUCACACUGGCAGAAUGACCCCAUUUUUCAGAUGCUUUGGCUAUCCCCAGCCACUAAUAAUGACCUUAUGUUAUUUGAGAAUCAGUUGCCCUUUUUUGUCCUGCAGAAACUGUUCGAUAUGACCAAGUCAUCACGAAGCGAAGAAGAGAACCUUAUUGACCUAGCUAUUGCUCUCCAUGUGUUUUGGAACAUGCCUAAUCCAGGUCUAAAUUCUCAUUCUCCAAUCUUUGAACAAUAUAAGCCGGUUCAUCUGCUUGGCCUCAUGCACAAAAUUCUGUCUGCCUCAUUUUCUGAAACACUUUCCUCAACCACGAAUUCCAAUCGUACGGGCUCAAAUCUGUUCAUAAAAUCAGCUGGUGAGCUCGGACAAAGUGGAAUCAAGUUCAAGAAGGCAGAGGAUAGUGAAUCCUUGUUCCAUAUCACUUUCGAAAAUGGUGUACUUAAAAUCCCUCCUUUAGUUGUGUAUGAUCAUACAGAAUCCGUCUUCAGAAACUUGAUUGCAUAUGAAGAGUAUACGUCUAUUCCAUCUAAGACAUGGAGGUGUAUAACUGAUUACAUAAUCUUCAUAGAUUGUCUCAUAGAUUCCGCAUCCGAUGUUGAAACGCUUCGCAGACAUGAUAUCAUCGAGAAUUGGUUAGGUAGUGAUGAAGCAGCCUCUACAAUGUUUAACAAGCUAUGCAACCAUGUUCAUGUUGGCGGGAGAAUCUGUUACACCAAAAUUUUUGAUGAUGUGGACAAGCACACUCGCAAGCGCUGGCAUAUUUGGAGGGCGAACCUAGUGAGGAAAUAUUUUAAUACCCCGUGGGCUUUCAUUUCGUUUCUGGCUGCAUGUGCCUUGCUUUUCCUAACAAGUGUGCAGGCCAUAUUUUCCAUCCUACAGUAUACGAAACGGAAGUAAGCUAGUUGUGUGAUUUGUUAGUCAUUGUACUUAAAUACGAAUAAAGUCAUUGUACCUGUAACAAAUUCUUGAUCUGUCUGAUGUAAAAGGACUCUCAUGUGUCUUGUAUAUUUUCUUAAUACAUCUGUCUACAUAAUUUUCUAUA